UGACGUCAGAGGUGGGCGCGGAGGGGCAGUGACGAAGGCGGAAGUGGUGCCUAUGAAUUGCUGCAAGAAGAUGCGCUGAGGGAGCCUUCUUCCAUUCGUGCCUCUCUGCCCCGCGAUGGAGCUGCAAGAUGGUGGUCAAGAAAUGCCAGCCUCUUCAGCCACAAUUACACCAGGGAAAUCAAAGCUGGACACUCUGCCCAAGGAAGAUCUUAUAAAAUUUGCAAAGAAGCAAGUGGUGUUAAUACAGAAAGUGAAGUCAAGAUGCACAGAAUUAGAGAAAGAGAUUGAAGAGCUGAAAACAAAAUCUGUAGGAGGAACUGAUGAUGUUAUACAGGCUCUCACAGAGAGACUGGAUGAAGUUCUUCUGGAAAAAGCAGAAAUUCAGCAACAGUGUCUCGCUCUUAAAAAAGAGAAUGUGAAAAGACAACAAGAAGCAGAGGUUGCUCUGGCUAAGGAAGAAGAAAUGCAGAAGCAAGUUGCACAAGGGAACACUGUUUACCUGAAUGAAAUUGAAAGCCUUAAAAAUGAAAUUGUCACAACACAGUCAAAAUAUGCUGAAAUUAUAGCCUCACUGCAAAAGGAGCUGCAUGAAGGACAGAAGAAACAAGAGCAGCUCACUGAACAGCUUGAAUGUUCUAGUAAUAAACAUGAAGAAAUGAACAAACUACAGGAAGAGGUGAAUCAAUCAAAAGUCAUCUAUGAAGAGCAGAUACUGGAACUAAAGAAACAGCUGGAAGCUUCCAGUGAGGGUAAGGAAGAGGCAAUUGCCAAACUGCAAGAUGUUAUUGAAAGUAGUUCCCAGUGUCACCAAAAUGAAAUAAAGAAAUUAGAUGAAGAACUCCACAAACUGAAGACUGCUCACCAGAAGGAGGUGUCAGAGCUGAAGCAUCAGUUUGAAACCUCUGCUAAAGCAUAUGAAGAAGAGCGCAACAUAUUAGGCCAACUAAAGCAGGAUUUAUUAGAGGAGCACAGAGUAAAAGAGAAAGACAUGCAGGAUGAAUUGCAUGCUUGUAAGGAAAAGUAUGACCGUGAACUGGAAUACAUAAGGCAGACUUUAGCUAAAGAUGAAGAAAUGGAGACUACAAUUGUGGAAUCGGAACCAGAGAUAGCAGAAAAGACCAAACACUUAGAAAAUGCUUUAAAGGAAUUGCGAUCCCAACACAGUAUACUAAGAGAUGAAUUGACCUAUAUGAAUAAUGUUAAAAUGAAACUGGAAGUGGAACUCCAACAUGCAAAGGAUGAAUACUUUCAUGAGCGGGAAGAUUUAGAGUUCAAAAUUAAUGAACUCCAACUUGCUAAAGAGGAUCACUGUUGUGUAACCGAGAAGCUAAAAUCUGAGCUUCAAGCAGCUAGGGAACAAUAUCAGAAAACUGUAAAAGAGAACAGUCUGGAAAUCCAAGAAUUGGUUGAAAAGCAUAGACGAGAUAUCUCUGAGAUUAAAGAAACGGUAUCCUAUACUUUACAGACAGAGAAUCAGUCCUUACUUCUUGAAAUACAAAAUCUGAAAGAACAGUGCCAAAGUCACAUAGAGGAGAAAGAAGAAGCAAUUUCUAGUUAUGAGAGUUUACGACAAACUCUGGAGAGUUUGCAAACAGAGUUGGGGGAAUCGGCGGGGAAGAUAAGCCAAGAGUUUGAAUCCAUGAAGCAGCAGCAGGCAUCUGAUGUUGAUGAAUUACAGAAGAAGCUUAGAGUGGCUUUCAAUGAAAAGGAUGCUCUUCUUGAAACUGUGAAUCGUCUCCAAGAAGAGGUGGGACAGUUUUCCUCCAAAAGAGAAGAACUAGAAGAACUAAGGCAUGAAAUAGAAGUAUUUAAGGAACAGAAUGAGAAAUAUGUCACUUCUCUUCAGCAGAAAGAUGCCUCUAUAAAAGAACUGGAAGAGAAGGAAAGGGAGCUUUCCACACAGAACAGUAAUAUCCUCGAUGAAAUGAAGUGCUCUUCUGAAAAAAUAAAAAACCUUUGUGAAAAAUACGAAUUAGAGAAAGCAAGGGUAAUAGAACUUCAACAACAAACUGAGGCCCUUAAUAUUUGUAAACAUGACUUAGAGCAGCAGGCAGGAGAAUUAAUGGAAAAGCUGAAAAAUACUUCAGAGGAACAAGAAAAGAACCAACAAAAGCUAGCGGAAUUUGAACAACACAUUCAAGCUCUUCAGCAAGAUAAAGAAUCUCUCUUGUCUGAAUUAGAGGCUUUGCAUGGUGAAAAUACUAAAAUAAAAGAAGAAAGAGAGAGAUGUGACAAGGAAUUGGAAAGCUUUGCAUCUGAAAAAACAGAACACCUAAUUUUUAAAGAGAAAGCAGAUAGCUUAGAAUUGAAAUUGCAAACAGCAUGUGAAGAAAAAGACCAUUUGACUAAAUUACUUGAGGAGGAAAAAGCCUUCAAAUCACUUGUUACAAACCAGUUGCAUGGUCUCCUUGAGACGAUGGGUUCCAAAUACUCAGAGGAAAAUGACAGAGAGGAUGUUUUUGGCAUACUGGAAACUGCAAACAAAUUCUUGACAAAUGUGAAACAGGAGGAACAAAAUCUGAUUUCACAGAAGGAUGAAAAUGUUGUUCUUCAGCAAGAGAUGCAAAGGCUCCAAGAAGAAAAUGUAGCACAUUGUAUGGAGCUUAGAUCUCUGCUGGAGGACUAUGAAAAGGAAAAAGGCCUUUUGAAAGAGGAGUUAGAAGGGGCUCUCUCAGAAAAAGAAGCCCUCCAACUAGAUAUCCAAGAAUUAAAGCACAGCAGUGAAAAAGUCAGGAGUGAGAAUCAAGAACUUCUUGCCCGUAUUGGCAAAAUGUCUGAACAACUUGAACUUAAUGAAAGCAAAAUUAAAGAAGAAGAAGAAAAAUGGAAAGAAGGGGAAAAGACUCUAAGCCUAGCCUUGGAACAAAAAGAAGUGGAACUGCGAGAUGUACAAACUGAGCUUUCUUUGCUAAAGGGUUCUGUGGAAGACUCUUCUGCUAAUGCUGACCAACAGUCGUCAGGGACACAAAAAAUAGAGCAUUUGGAAAAGCAACUAAAAGAGAAGGAAGAAAAAUUAAAUAAAAUUAAAGCAGUUGCUCUGAAGUUAAGGAAAGAAUUGGAAUCUAGCAGGAAAGAGGUGCAGACAUUGAAAGAAGAACUGACAUCGUCACUGUUGGAAAAAGAGCAACUAUCUAACUCGAUGGGAGACAUUAUUCAAGGAGCCGAGAGCUAUAAGAAUCUUUUACUAGAGUUUGACAAACAAGCAGAACAACUGGAUUUUGAAAAAGAGCGAGUUCGAAAUUUUGAAAAGCAAAUUGAUGACCUUACAAGACAGCUGGAGAAUUCAACUCAGCAGCAAGACCAGUAUUGCUCUGCUAAUGAAGAUCUCUUGACUCGAAUCGAGACUCUACAGACAAACACCAAAAUGUUAGAAAGCCAGCUGUUAGAAACACAGAGAGCCAAAGCAAAAGUUGAUAAAGAACUUGAAGCUGAAAAACUUCUAAAAGAACAAAAAAUAAAGGACCAUGCUAAUGCUGCAAAAGAAGUUGAAGAACUCCAAGUACAACUCCAAAAAGAAAAGAAGCAUCUUCAGAAAGUGUUAGAAGAGCUGGAAUUGGCAAAGAAGGAUGCUCAGAAAAGUACACUGAUGGACAUGGAAAUAGCUGACUAUGAACGUUUUGUAAAAGAACUUAAUCAGAAAAUUACUGACAAAAGCAGCAGAAUUGAAGACCUUGAGCAAGAGAUUAAAAUCCAAAAACAGAAGCAAGAAACUUUACAUGAAGAAAUCAAAUCAUUUCAGAGUACUGUACAAGUAUAUGAGGAAAAGAAUGCCAAAAUCAAGCAGCUUCUGGUGAAGACAAAAAAAGAGUUGGCAGAUUCAAAGCAAGCAGAAAAUGAACUUCUGAGGCUUCAAGCAUCAUUAAAGGGAGAACUGGAAGCAAGUCAGCAGCAAGUGGAAGUUUAUAAGAUUCAGUUGGCUGAGAUUACUUCAGAAAAACACAGAAUUCAAGAACAUCUGCGGACUUCACUGGAUCAACAUCAGCGGGUACUGAAUACUUACCAGCAGAAAUUGGCGGCUCUCCAAGAAGAGUGCAGUGCAACAAAGGCAGAACAUGCUGCUGUUACAUCUGAAUUUGAGAACUACAAAGUCCGUGUACAUAACGUUUUGAAACAGAAGAACAAAAGUUCCCACUCUGACACGGACGUGACAAAGCAAGAAAGAGAACAUAUGGAAAAGGUAAUAGACCAAUUAAAGAUCAAAUUGCAAGACACUCAGCAAAACCUACAAAUGAACUUAACUGAGCUGCAGGCGCUACAGUCUGAACAUGACACCCUGCUGGAAAGACACAACAAAAUUCUUCAGGAAACUGUGGCAAAAGAAGCAGAACUCCGAGAAAAGCUCUGCACCAUCCAGUCUGAAAACAUGGUGAUGAAGUCAGAACAUGGGCAGAUUGUGAGCCAGCUAACAGCCCAAAAUGAAGCUCUUAGAAACAGCUUCCGUGACCAAGUCAGACAUCUACAAGAAGACCAUCGGAAGACAGUGGAGACAUUACAACAGCAGCUGUCCAAAGUAGAAGCCCAGCUCUUUCAACUCAAAAGUGAGCCAAGCACAAAAAGCCCUGCUGCUUCUAGCCUACCAGCAAAGAGCCUGCGAGAACGAAAGAGUGCCGACCUUCCUCUACUUGACGUCCAUACAGUUGCUAGGGAGGAGGGUGAAGGAAUGGAAAUGACUGAUACAGAGUCUGUAUCUUCUGCCAGUACCCAUAUACCAUCCUUAGAACAGCUGCUUAAUACCCCAGAAACAAAAUUUGAACCUCCACAAUGGGAAGCAGAGCUCACAAAAGAACAAUUGAUCCAGAAAUUAAAUACCACAUCAAAGAGUGCUGAUCAUUUAAAUGGACUGCUUCGUGAAUCAGAAGCUACCAAUGUAAUUCUAAUGGAACAAAUAAAGCUUCUUAAAAGUGAAAUAAGGCGUUUAGAAAGAAACCAAGAACGAGAGAAGUCUGUUGCCAAUCUGGAAUAUUUGAAGAAUGUCCUCUUACAAUUUAUAUUUCUAAAGUCUGGCAGUGAAAGAGAGAGGCUUCUUCCUGUCAUAGACACCAUGUUGCAGUUGAGUCCUGAAGAGAAAGGAAAACUUGUUGCGAUUGCUCAAGGUGAAGAAGAGAGCACAUCGCAGCCAUCUGGCUGGGCAUCAUAUUUACACAGCUGGUCAGGACUCCGAUAAGACACUUAUUAUUGAAACAUUCAGAAUCUGGAAUUGCACUGGGAUGAACACUGAAGAAUGAACCAUAUACUAUGUAGCAAGGGUAACGCUUGUUGAUUUUUCUGUUGAUGAUUUUAUAUCUCGUUUUGACUUAAGACUCAAGGAACAGUCAAGGUGUAGAUUCCUUUACAUAUUUAUUUUGCUAUAAGUAUAGGAACUCCGAUGCAGCCAUGCAGGUUUCUUACCUGCAAGAGAUGACCCUCUUGCUUAUCAGUGAAAGCAAAAUAGCACACAACUCUUCUGUGUUUGAAGCUCUCUCCCCUGGAAAUGAGUCUUAAGUUUGCACAUAGAAACAUUUUGUAACUACCUUGGAACUCUAAAUUGGUAUUGCCUCACUUCAAGACACACACAAAAAAUCUGCUCCAAAAAAGUGAGCUAUGCAAUUCAGUUGUGAGUUUGUAAAACCAAGUAAUUUGUUGUUGUUUUUUCACCCCAACAUUGUUCCUUUAAUGCCAUCACAUAAAUAUUUUACUUAGUGAGGGACCUUGAAACACAGUUUUAGAAUUGCUUCUUCAUCUCAAGGCAAGAGAGGAAUACAAAAAAUGAAGUAUUUGGCUCUCUGCCGUACCUUCAAUUUAUUCAAUACUAGGAAUGUUGCCAAACGUAUUUAGUGAUUCCUCCAACUCAUAAGGUAAUGCCUGGUGUGUA
This is a messenger RNA of Anolis sagrei ordinatus, 5851 nucleotides long. It is a transcript of the gene GCC2, whose product is annotated as GRIP and coiled-coil domain containing 2. The record is from RefSeq and is a predicted model, not a curated record. Gene Ontology annotation, cellular component: Golgi apparatus. Lineage: Eukaryota; Metazoa; Chordata; Lepidosauria; Squamata; Anolidae. Gene Ontology annotation, biological process: late endosome to Golgi transport.